AUGGAAUAUCACUCCCAGCCCCAAACCCAGUCGUCGGGGGCAGUUGGACAACAGCAGGGCAGCCUCCGACGCCGAAAAGUUGCUGGCCACCAGGAAGACGAGCAUGGGUCCACAUAUGACGAGAAACUACAAGAUGUAAUCGAUAAAACUUCACGAUUGAAAAUCGGUAGCCGACGUGAAAAAUCAGCCACGCUUUUUUUCAAGACGAUAAGCCCUCUUAUAUUGACCGCGGUCUCGGCAUUCGUUAGGAUAUACCGGAUCGAAAACGCCAACAAAGUUAUCUGGGACGAGGCCCAUUUCGGCAAGUUUGGAUCGCAGUACAUCAAGCGGGAAUACUAUUUCGACGUGCACCCUCCCUUGGGCAAACUAUUGGUGGGCCUCUCGGGCUACUUGGCUGGCUACGACGGGACGUUUAAGUUUGACAGCGGAGAAGAGUUCCCGGAGAGCAUGAACUAUGUCUUUAUGAGGCUAUUCAACUGCUUCUUUGGAAUUUUGGUGACACCGAUAGCAUACAGGACUGCUUUUGGGAUGGGGUACGACCAGUGGACGUGCUGGCUAAUCUCGCUCAUGGUGGCGUUUGAGCAAAUCUCACUCACGUUGUCAAAGUUUGUCUUGCUUGACUCGAUGUUGAUGUUUUUCGUUGCAUUCACGUUCUUUGGCUUGCUCAACAUCCGCCAGGAGACCGUGGCCAAGACGGAAUUCUCAAGAAGCGGACUCAAGUGGUUCUUUUUGACUGGGCUACUGGUUGGGUGUGUUUGCUCAAUCAAGUGGGUGGGCUUGUUCAUCACCGCGCUUGUUGGACUAUACACUGCGCACGACUUGCUAAUGAAACUUUUUGAAGUCUUGUCGUCGAAAACGACAUGGAGACGAUAUAUACUGCAUUGGGGCUUGCGAAUACUUACGUUGAUAGUCGUGCCCACUGCGAUCUACAUGCUGGCUUUUAAAGUGCAUUUUGCGGUGUUGAACCACAGCGGUCUAGGCGACAGCUCAACGUCGUCGCUUUUGCAGGCGUCCCUCAUUGGGAACGACUUGCAUCCGGGCCCAAGGUCGGUCGCGUAUGGGUCCCGCGUCACGAUCCGGUCCCAGGGUCUAUCUCCCAACUUGUUGCACUCGCACAAUCAUAAAUACCCCGAGGGCUCGCAGGAGCAACAAGUUACCACUUAUGGCUACAAAGAUGUCAAUAACGAAUUCAUUAUUGAAAACCCCUCGCAGUUGUCCAAGUCGCCCUUUGUACAAGAAGAAAAACAGCAUGUAUAUUACAUCCAUGAUCUUUCAACAAUCACGCUCAAGCACGCGGUAACAAACUGCUCUCUAGCUGCUUACCCUAUCAAGGCCCCUUUGACUAAAAGCAGCUUUGAAGUCGCAUGCUCAAACAUCGAAGCUGGCUCCGCCACACUGGAUCAGCAUGAAUGGGUGCUAGAAGUGCGCACACAGGAAAAAUCACCUUCGCCAAAGUUCCAGAACGAGGACCCAUUCGAGGUUCAUCCGAUCUCAACCGGUUUCCGCUUGAAACACAAAAAAUUGGGCUGCUACUUGGCCUCGACGGGAAGAGAGUUCCCACCCUGGGGUUUCCGUCAGGGCGAGGUUGUUUGCAAAAACUCGAUUUUCAGCAAGGACAAGACCACCUGGUGGAACGUUGAGAACCACUUGAAUCAUGUUCUCGGCGAGCCAGACGAGGCUUAUGUCCCACCUCGGCCAAACUUUUGGAAAGAGUUUGUGGUGUUGAAUUACGGAAUGAUGGUUUCCAACAACGCAUUGAUUCCUGACCCAGACAAAUUCGACAAGCUCAGCUCCGAGUGGUGGGAAUGGCCGAUCUUGCGAACCGGGUUGAGAAUGAGCGGAUGGGGCGAUAACGAUUUCCGGUUCUUCCUUAUGGGCAACCCCUUGGUGACCUGGUUGUCGACUGCUGCACUUGUGGUUCUGGUUCCUUACUUGUUGUUUAUUUUGUUCGCUUACAAAAGACAAAAGCACCACUUGGGGGCCGGUGGCGCGAUAAAUUCAUCACAAGCGUCAAAUCUUUUUGUGAAUCAGUUGAUUUUGCCACUUGGGGGAUGGGCAUUCAACUUGAUACCGUUUAUUGCCAUGAAACGGGUAAAGUAUUUGCACCACUACGUGCCUGCAUUGUACUUUGCUAUUUUUGUUUGUGGAUACAUGGUCGACAGAAGCACCCAUAAUAGAGCCGUGCCAAAGCGGGUAUCGCAAUUGGUUUACAUGGCCUUGUAUUUCCUGAUUGUCUGGCUAUUCUGGAAAUACAAGGAUUUUGCAUCGGGGAUGGAGGAUUCAACCAAGAAUUAUUUCCAUUUGAGGCUACUAGAUACGUGGAUGAUUUGA
Molecule: messenger RNA, 2331 nt
Organism: Lodderomyces beijingensis
Lineage: Eukaryota; Fungi; Ascomycota; Pichiomycetes; Serinales; Debaryomycetaceae
Source: the annotation of a GenBank genome assembly